AUGUGGUUCACACGCGUCCUCUCGUCGACCUUCUUCCUCGGCGCAAUCAUCUUCACGAUCCCACUAGCCUUUGACAUCGGCGGCCGAACGUGCGGACUGGCCUUCUCGCUGUCCCUGAGCGUCUACUACUUCCUCUACUCGUGCCUGCGACUGGCGACACCGGAUCACUCGCGGUUCAGAUGGUUUCUCUGCAAUGUCGUGGCUUGUGCGCAAUGGUUGGCGAUACCGACUCUCCUCAUCUGGAGCUUGAACAAGUUCUCCAUCGAUGCGACAAACAACGCUGGGUGGGCUGAGAGGACAUUUGGAGGCAAGCGAUCGGACUACACCUCGAUACAAGACUGGAUCUUCGGAUCUGAGGGCUUGUUGCAGAACGCCUCGAUUGGCACAUGGGACAAGACGCUGAGGUACAGCACGCCGGUCUUCCAGCUUGCUGAGGGCUUCUGCAGUUUGUUGGUCAUCCAGGCGGCUGGUCAGAUCACAAGAUGGGUCGUGAACAGGGAGCGCGGCGACAGCUGGAUGAUUGGUCUCCUCGUUGCGUCCGCAUCGGUCAUCUCUACCUCUGUGUACUUCCUUUGGCGAAUCACCACCUUCCCUGAGAUCAGCAACGUCGAUGCUAUCCUCAUUGGCGCUGCUAUCACCACAGCCAUCUUCCUCGGAGGGUGGGGAAUUGCAAGUGCACGCGGAAACCCAGUGGAGUCUGCGCUGUUGUUCGCAUACGUCACUUUGGCCAUUUACCAGAUCUUCACUGACUAUCAGCCCUCGCCGGGCUCGUUGGCCGCAGAGACCGCUGCACCUGAACCAGCUCUUCCGCCCCUACCGCCCAUCAUCAUGGCAUCCUACACGACGCUCCUCCACGCCUUGGGUUCGUUACCCUCCAUCAUCCACACCGGUUUCAACCUGAUGGUCGGCGCUGUUAUGACCAUCACGCCCUCUGUCAUUAUCUCGCUCGCCUAUCGUGUCUUCGUCAUGUACGCAGCAGCGCGCAUCAUUCCCGCUAUCAGAGAGAGUGGUGCCAGAGCGUUAUCCCAGGAGCCUAGCCUGGACGACGAGGACGAGACAUCCAAGAUCCUCGGCUUCUUGACGUGGUUCAGCCCUAGUAUCAUCAUCGCGGUCUAUACCAGUCUGCUGAUGCAGCACUUCGCAAGCGGGAAUGGAACAGACGGUAGUGCCGUCAACGGUGAAUGGUGGACAAACCAGGGAGGAGACGCCGGAGGUAAUAUGUGGAGGUGGAUUAACCUAGCUAUAACCAUGGGUCUCUACGCAAUCGAGCUUCAGAUAUCAAAGGCGGACGAUGACGGCAGGAUCCACUGGAAGACCGACUGA
This is a messenger RNA of Didymella exigua CBS 183.55, 1323 nucleotides long. RefSeq names its product ICE2-domain-containing protein. Gene Ontology annotation, biological process: septin ring assembly; endoplasmic reticulum inheritance. The coding region runs from base 1 to 1323 and encodes 440 amino acids. Gene Ontology annotation, cellular component: endoplasmic reticulum membrane; perinuclear endoplasmic reticulum; cortical endoplasmic reticulum. The transcript has 3 exons. The record is from RefSeq and is a predicted model, not a curated record. NCBI's taxonomy places the organism in Eukaryota, Fungi, Ascomycota, Dothideomycetes, Pleosporales, Didymellaceae.